Molecule: messenger RNA, 595 nt
Organism: Rosa rugosa (rugosa rose)
Lineage: Eukaryota; Viridiplantae; Streptophyta; Magnoliopsida; Rosales; Rosaceae
Exons: 2
Coding region: 164-592 (142 amino acids)
Source: RefSeq, a predicted model, not a curated record
UUUACUUCUUCCAAUGUUCUUGUUCUGAUAAAUUGAGAAUCUGGGAUUAUGGGAAUUAUUGAACUGAGGUUGAAUUGGAAAAUUGAAAAUUGAAAUUUUGAAUUGGUAUUGUUCAAUUUAUUUCUGUCUUACUGAUAUCAACUGGGAAUUUGGUAAAGGCGUAAUGUUGCAAAGUUGGAAAUUUGGUGAAGCUGGAAUUCUGGAUAUUUGGGUGUUCUUGUUUCUGUUGUUGGCUUGGUCAGAUUGUUCUCGAAAGGACUUAAGGUCAGAUUGUUCUGUUAAGAUGUCAAGUCAGGAUGCAUUAGAUGAACCUCAACCUGAGAUUUCAGACACUAAUUUGCAAGAGUCUGAAAGUGGCAUCAAUCAGUUGGAAUAUAAUGGUAUUAGAUACGAUAAGUUGGCUCCAGAAGACAUUAUAGGCGUGAAGUUUGUAACUGUUGAGGCAGCAGAGACUUUUUACUAUGCUUAUGCGAAAGCAAUGGGUUUUGAUGUUAGAAAGGAUGACAAGAGAACAAGUGCAAGGACUGGGAGAGUCACUAUCCGCAAAUGGGUUUGUUCUGCAGAGGGGGAAAGACUAGAGAAAUAUAUUUGACAC